This is a messenger RNA of Paralichthys olivaceus (Japanese flounder), 576 nucleotides long. Lineage: Eukaryota; Metazoa; Chordata; Actinopteri; Pleuronectiformes; Paralichthyidae. The record is from RefSeq and is a predicted model, not a curated record.
AGUGGGCGGGACUCCCGGCCCAGCUACGUAAGCGUUGCCGUGGUGGGGAAGAAGCGGAUUCUGGAAGCCAUUACGCUGCGCACUGCACUUGAGUAAAUCCUCCACUUCUACGCACAAUACGCACCGAGGAGGCGGCGAUGGCGUCAGCCGCGAAGAAGCGGAAGAUGAACUUCUCGGAGCGGGAGGUGGAGAUCAUCGUGGAGGAGAUCGAGCGCCACAAACACACGCUGGUGAACCACUUUAACGCUGGAGUCACGCACAUGGCGAAGAACAACGCGUGGCUGGAGAUCCUGAAGAAGGUGAACAGCGUCACCACCUGCCCCCGAGAACUGGCCGAGGUCAAGAAGAAGUGGUCCGACAUGAAGACCGAGGUCCGCAGGAAGGUGGCGCAGGCGAGGGCGGCCAUCGAGGGCACGUCCGCCGACUGCACUCCAGUUCCCGUCAUCCUUAGCGCCAUGCAGCAGCGCAUCUGCAACCUGCUGGGAGAGGCGACCAUCAUCAGUCUGUCCGCAGGAGACACGGACAUCACGCUGUCCGCGGGGGGACACACCGACCCCAGCGUCCCACUGAGCGAGG